This is a messenger RNA of Moesziomyces antarcticus, 2349 nucleotides long. RefSeq names its product cation diffusion facilitator 10. Gene Ontology annotation, cellular component: membrane. Gene Ontology annotation, molecular function: monoatomic cation transmembrane transporter activity. The coding region runs from base 1 to 2349 and encodes 782 amino acids. NCBI's taxonomy places the organism in Eukaryota, Fungi, Basidiomycota, Ustilaginomycetes, Ustilaginales, Ustilaginaceae. Gene Ontology annotation, biological process: monoatomic cation transport; transmembrane transport. The record is from RefSeq and is a predicted model, not a curated record. The transcript has a single exon.
AUGAGCGCUCCCAACCCCGCGCCGGAUCGCAGCGUAUCUGGGCAAUCGCCAUCCACUGCCCGAUCCACCACCGCCAACGCAUCCGCAGUGCAUUUCCAAACCAACGAGGCUGCCGAUGCCUCUCUCGAUAGCAUCGCUCCAUCCUUCAACGAGCCGGCAAGCGACGAUGCGCCCGAAGUCAGCUCCGAUGACGGUCAGGGCUACGAUCACUACAACACCUCCUACACCAAUCCGGAGCGAAGGUCGAGCUCGUUUGGCAUCGCAACCCCAUCCCACGGCUUCCCCUCAUCCUCCGCCUACAACUACAAGGCCAUGAUCAGCAAACACGGUCACGGAUUCCCAGAGAGAGCCGAGUCCGUCCGCAACAUCUCCGCCCUCGCCAACCUCGUCGACUAUCGCUCCAACUACUUUGAAGAUCACAGGCUCUCGGAAGAGGAGAUCAAGCACCGCACAAAGCAUCUCGGAUGGUCCAAGGCAGCCGCCGUAUCCGAAUACUACGAACGUCUCAACGAGACACUCGACGGAUGGAGAGAGGUCGACGAGAUCCUCGACUCGCGCUUCCCAGACGAAGUCAUGCGUCGCUUCCUCCACCAAGACCAGAUCGCCGCAAAGAACAAACGUCGCAACCACCACCAAUCCGCUGCAAAGCACAAGCGUCGCAACAAACAAGCCAGCAACAACGGUCACCGCGAACAGCCCGAAAGCGACGGCAAUGUCUCGGACGAAGAAGAAACAGAAGAGGAGGAUCUCCGCCGCAACAAGCGUUCCAUCAAGCGCAGCUUCAGCGCAAAGGCCAUCGACGCUUUCAGCGGCCUCUGGUUUGGGUCCUCGUCCAGCCCACGCAUGAGCGACGGCAGGCGAGAUCUCGAACAAGCUCGUCAGCCACGUUCCUCUUCAAGGACCCGCCAACCCAAGCCCUUCGACCUCAACUCGGCCACCGAAGAGGAAGAAGAAGACGAUCACAACGAUCGCGCUCGUGCUCCAACUCGACAGCUCCUCUCUUCCUCACCUAGCGCCACCGACGACAUCCGAAAGACCUCGGCACGCAACGACUACGGCGCCACCUCGGCCUCCUCUGCCGGGCAGCUCUUCGACAAGCUUCGUCGCGAGGGCCGCAUCGAGCAGAUCCGUCGUUCCGAGUCCCAGCUCGCCCUCGCUUCCGGCGCCAACUCGCCAGCUUCCGCCAGCGGCACACAAACGCCCCAGGAAGACAUCUCGUCCUCAGGCUCCAAAGCCAACACCAUCAGGCCUUCACGUGUCGACGCCAUCUCUGAACACGCCGAUUCCACCACCAAGCCAGCCAGUGCGGACAGACAUCGAUCCAGCAUGAAUCGAGACCCGAGCACCGAACGCUACCACCGUCCCUACGCUUCCCAAGAAGAAGAGAGGCGGGCGCUCCUCAGCACCGUUCCCAGCCGUGCAAAGGAGGAAGAGACCUCGCGCUCCGUCCAGUUUGCCAUCAACAUCAACCUCCUCAUCAACAUCCUCCUCCUCGCAGGUAAGGGCGUCGCCGUGCUCUCCUCCAACUCGGUCUCCCUCAUCGCCUCGUUUGUCGACAGCGCACUCGAUCUCCUCUCCACCAUCAUCAUCUUUGCCACAUCCAAGGCCAUCGCCUACCGCUCCUGGAAGACCAUCUACAAGUACCCCGUCGGCAAACAGCGUCUCGAGCCCCUCGGCGUCGUCAUCUUUUCCGUACUCAUGAUCGCCUCCUUCGUACAAGUCUUUAUCGAGUCCGUCGGCAGGCUGCGCGAGGUGCUCGCCACGGGCAGUGAGGAUUCCGAGUCCGCCGCCAGUCUGCCGCUCAUCGGCAUCGCCUUCAUGCUCGCCACCAUCGGCAUCAAGACCGUCAUGUGGCUCUUAUACCGCUCCUCCAAAUCCUCCGGUGUACGCGCCGUCGCCCAGGAUGCCGAGAACGACGUCGUCUUCAACAUCGCCUCGCUCAUCUUUCCCAUCGUCGGCUCGCGCCUCGGCUGGCCUGCGCUCGACCCCAUCGGAGGUAUCGCGCUCUCCAUCUACAUCAUCUACGAGUGGAUCGAGACGCUCUGGGAGACCGUCUCCAAGCUGUCGGGCGCCGUCGCUUCCGCCACCGAAAUCUCAAAGUGUCUCUACUGCGUCGUCCGCUUCAACUCGGUCAACAGCGUAUCCGCCUUUGAGCUCUUCCACUCGGGCGACAACCUCAUCGUCGAGGCCGACAUCGUCCUGCCCCACUCCAUCUCGCUCAAAGAGUCGCACGACCUCGGAGAGAUCAUCACCUACUGCACCGAAAACAUCACCGGCGUAGAACGCUCCUACAUCCACCUCGACUACAAUCCCAAGGGUCAAGCCGGCCAUCUCACCCAGCGGGGAUAG